Microsporum canis CBS 113480 is the source of this 2904-nucleotide messenger RNA. RefSeq lists its product as hypothetical. The record is from RefSeq and is a predicted model, not a curated record. Bases 1 to 2904 code for a protein of 967 amino acids. Gene Ontology annotation, biological process: ubiquitin-dependent protein catabolic process; protein ubiquitination. NCBI's taxonomy places the organism in Eukaryota, Fungi, Ascomycota, Eurotiomycetes, Onygenales, Arthrodermataceae. Gene Ontology annotation, molecular function: ubiquitin protein ligase activity. The transcript has 2 exons.
AUGGCUGCCGACGAAACCGCGCUCCCUACAAGCGUUGCCAUGAAUAUUACCACUAACGCUGUCGAUAAGUGGUACGCUUUCCUCCCUUCUGGGCCUCGAGACGUUCUCUUGUUCCCCUUCCGUGUCGUCUAUCAAGCCGAAGUCUUCAUAAUUACUCUGCCACGCCAACUGGUUCGCUUCAUUGGGUUAGAUUCUGCCCUAUCAUCAUUGCUGGACAGCACAGCUAGAGUUUUUGGUAUAGGCCCUGGAAAUACUAGUGGAGAUGAUGCAGCAACUGCAGCGGCCGUUAUUGCUGCAAUGACGGCUGCUGAUACGGGCGGGGCGCAACUCGGUGAUGCGGCUGCCAGUUCUACUGGCUCAGCCGGGACAGCCUCUGGAUUUAGCAUGGGAGACUUCAUGCCCGCAUUGAGGAAAUUUGGAGGAUUUUUCAACUAUAUGACUACAAGGUGGUCAUUAGCAUGCUUUAUAGUGGCAUUGGUUUUGAACCGCGUCACGGUUUAUGCCUCUACUCGUCGGCAAGUUACCUUGAAGUGGCAUAGAACGCUUAUCUUACGUAUAAUCCCGAUCAUCCUUUUCGCCACACAAAUUCUCAAGCUGCUUCGUGCGAUUCGUUGCCAAACAUCUCCGGGUUACUCUACUUUUCGAUACGGCCAGCCAGGGAAGCAGUCGAAGUUAGACUAUGCUGGAGAAGGAGGAUUCUUACAUAACUUAAGCUCGUAUUUACUACAGUGGGAGGAAGAACAGUCAUCAUGCAGUGCUGCAUCAUUAGCUACAGGAUCCGGGCCCCCCUACGGUUCUUUUACUCUCCUCUGGCCGGCAUUUCUUCGAUUAUGCUUUGGUCAUUUUGUCGACACAUUAUCUGCAGCACUUCAGGGAAGGCCUCUUGCCACAGAGGGUGGCAUGUCCGUCUUUGAGCUUUCCCUUGCAUUUGCUGAAGCAGAGAUCCAGAUUGUCCGAUCAGUCGGGCUGGAAUUCUUUGGCCUCGCCAAGUCCACCGCCGGAGUAUCAGUUGAAGGUGCUGCGGCGGGGGAAUCCGCUUCGACCAUCCCUUUUUUUUCAAAAGACCGCGUUCUGGAAAGGCUCAAUGUCACGCCUGAGCUUCUAGUGAUUGCGCUAUUAGCGUGCUGCAAUAGCCUAACAACAAAUAUUUUAGAUGUUUUCGGAAAGCAGAGCCAUUAUAGGCUCGUCAAUACGACUGUCUGGGGCCUAUCCUUUAUGGGAUUUAUGGUCUGGAGUUUUUUCAAGUCAUACCUCGACGGGAACGAAGCCGGGCUUUUGAAUUUCCCUGCAGUUUGUAUCGUAGGGUUUGUGCCGCAUUUCCUCAUGUUACUAGGCAUCCUAACCUGCUUAGCAAUAUACGGCAUCGCACUUCUUUUGACCGCCUACUCACUUCCACCCAGCCUUCCUACUCCAGCCUCAUUCCGGGAACGUCUUUCCCUUGCUCACGGAAACAUGCAAGGAUCGUCUCAAAUCCAGAAUACUCGCUUAAAUAUGCAUGAUGACUUUUAUGCUACCCUUGUUAGGAUAGGAUAUGCUUCCUUGUCUGCCGCGAGCGAGGCUGUCUUUUUAAAUGAAGGGAAGAGCGUGAUAGUACGCAAAAUGACAUGGCUAGAAGAAGUCAGACUCGCAGAGUUUACUGCUCGAAGAGAACGAAGUAGUCGGGACGCCUUCCAGCAGGGUGAUGACCCUCAACUUGACGGAAACUUUGACUUCGAGAUGCCGAGCCACCCAAGACAGUGGGAGAGUGGUUAUGGUCGGGAAAGAAAGGUCGAACGGACGCAGUCUAACACGCGCGCAAUGAAGAAACAAGCUGGACUGGGAAGCGUUGGAGCAUUUCGAGGGCCAACCAGGUGUUAUCACGGCUUUGCAUUUCUCAAGGCAAUUUUCUUUGUGCUGGUGGGCUGGUGGGCCUUUGGAUUGGUGAAACUUUUAGACCACUUCAAACUCCCUCUUAAACCUCGGUGGCUAGUACAUCUUGCAGGCAUGUUCCAACAGACAAGCAGUGGAAACGAAACGGAAUACCGACCACCGCUGGAUUUUUGGAUCCUGACAGAUGAAGGUGUUUUGGAACUCCCAGAAACCGAUGACUUCGACGUGGAGAAAGAAAUGAGGAAAAGAGAGAUGGUAAGUAAUGAAGUGUGGGGUGAAUCGCAAGAGGAACAGCUAGACAACAAGCUUUAUAACUGGUGGAAGGUCGGCGGCUCCUGGGGAAAUCAAGAUAUGACCGAGGAUUACUCCCCUCCACCACAAGACUGGGAUACAACAAGCGUGAUAUCGACAUCAACCGCUGAGAACAGCGAAUGGGAGUCAUGUGACUCUGAUGGCCGCCGGACACCAACUCAAAGUAACCCGUUUCCUGGUUCGUUAAGGGAACCAGAGGAGAAGAUUGAUUUGGUGUCCCUAGCUCGCCUUCUCAACCCGAAAGAUGAAGAGACUAGGAACGAAGCACGCAUCCUAUCUGCACAUAUUCUAGCCUCGAACGAAGGCAAAAUAAUGACACGGCGCCGGUUCCAACAACAAUUGGAUGCAGAGCGUGCGAGGGUCUUGACAUCGUCGAAUGUAUAUCGGUCGACCGAGAUAAAGCCAAACCGUCCUACCCUGGAAGAGGAAUCCGAGAUCCUGGAAAACUUGAUUCUCAAACGAAGGUUGGGCGCUAACUGUGAUUAUCCCAAUUCUCAGGCCUCCGAGAAUCCACAAUCAUGGGCUACUGGGGCUUCAGGCCUUGGGCCAGAUGGACCACAAUGCGUUAUUUGCCAGGCUUCCCCAAGGUCAAUAAUAACAUGGCCCUGCCGUUGCCUUUGCAUAUGUGAAGACUGUAGGAUUAGCCUUGCCAUGAACAACUUCAGUAGCUGUGUGACAUGCCGCCAAGAGGUCACAGGCUUCGUUCGAUUAUGGGUUCCCUAG